Molecule: messenger RNA, 2458 nt
Organism: Vombatus ursinus (common wombat)
Lineage: Eukaryota; Metazoa; Chordata; Mammalia; Diprotodontia; Vombatidae
Gene: SGO1
Product: shugoshin 1
Exons: 10
Coding region: 206-1993 (595 amino acids)
Biological process (GO): meiotic chromosome segregation
Cellular component (GO): chromosome, centromeric region; nucleus
Source: RefSeq, a predicted model, not a curated record
UCUAUCGCCCCGGUCUCCGGUCCCCGAGCCUUUGCCCAGGCCCUUCCCCGCCCCUUCCGGCCUCACCUCCACCUCUCCGAUGCCUCCUCCGUGAAUGGACCCUUCCCAGAGGUGGAGCAACUCUUAAAGAACUACUACCUCUUUGAGAAUUUGCCAUCUGUGUCUGUGGAAGGAGUACGCACACUGAUAAAAUCACAGGUAGAAGAUGUCUAAGGAAAAAUGCCUUAAAAAGUCCUUUCAGGAUAGUCUGGAAGAUAUAAAGGAACGGAUGAAAGAGAAAAGAAACAAGCGAUUGGCACAAGUUGGCAAACCCAAGACCAUCCUGGCUGCAAAGUGCAAGAUACUCACCAACCCAUCUACACAAUUGAAAAGUUACCAAGAAAACAACAGAGCUCUAGCUUUAGCUUUAGAAAAUGAAAGAUCCAGAGUGAGAGAUGCCCAAGACACCAUCCUAAAUUUGAAGAAAGAGUGCCAAUACCUAAACCUUCAGCUAUUUGUAUUAAGAAGACAGCUGACUUCACAGCAAGCCGAAGAUUCUACUCAGGCUAAACUGUCGACUUUGAGAGGCAUUAUUUGUAAUGUCACUCAGAAAUUGCUAGAGACAGCUGACCUUCUUAGCCCAGCUCAAGCUUUGUGUUCUACGGCUCUUAACCAGAAAAUAUGUACCUCAGAAACGGAUGAAUUCUACAAUGAAGAUAUCUCCAGUGACUCAGCAGUAAAUUACUUACCGGAACUUCCAAGGUGUAUACCCGUUCUGGAUGCUGACCUUCCAGCAAAAGCUGAAUCAUUUCAAAUAGAAGGAGAAAGCUCUCCUGUUUGUCAAGAUGCACUGGGGAUUAAUAUUGAGACUUCUUCUCCAAACGAAGAGGAGAAGCUACCUGACGAUGUCUUACCAAGAAGUGUGUCUGUUCGGAGGUAUAGUGUACGGAAAACACACACUGAUAUAUGUCACAUUGAAACUUUAGAUCAUUUAGAAAUUGGUAAUUUGACAGAGGAAUUUUGCAAACCGGGCAGCCUUGAAUUUCAGGAAAACCUAAUAAACAAUCUUGUCACUGAAAAUCUAGACCAAAAUAUCUGUCAGUGGAACAAGGACCAAAUUAAUUUAUCCCCAGGACUGAUUGAGCCAGAUGCUCUUACUGAAACAGAAUGUGUGGUGGCGGAACCUAAAGUGAAACAAACUGAAAUAAAAAAUAAAUAUUCACAAAGAGGAAAAAGAGAACAGAAAGGAAAAUCUAGUGGGAUGAGGAAAUCUAAGUGUGCAUCAAAGGAUAGGAAGAGCAGGAGUGGAGGUAAUAAAACUCCUUCCAAGGAAAAAUUAGAUGAGUCUAUUGACUCCAGUGAUGCCUACAAUUUUAAUUUUGAAGAACGCGUUCAUAUCACUCCUUUCCGGCAAAAGAAAGUGAAUGAUGAUUGUGUGCAAGAAGAAAUCAGCAUUCAGUCUGAGAUGAACAGCUCUGAAUCUAGUAUUUCAGAACGGGAUUCUGGUGAACUCUAUGUACCUUUUAAACAAAAAUCCAAAUACAUGCAAAGUCUGGGUUCUUUUCUAAGCCCGGUCCAAAUGAGACCUCGAUCCAAAAGGAAGCUUUUAGAGCAGAAGAAGUGUGUGACUGAAACCACCCCUGAGAGCUCUGUGAGAGCGGACACCAGCCUCUGCAUCAGUUCACCUUCUGAAAAUCAACAGUCAUUUCAUCUCAGCUUGAAGGAUGUCACCAAUAUCCAUCAAACUUCUGGUGCAAAAAGCAGAAAACAUUCCAUUCCAUUCAGCAAGAGUGAAGAAAGCUCUGUGCUGCCUCUGCGUAAGCGCAGGUGUACCCUCAGUGUGAAUUAUAAGGAACCUGCACUUGCCACAAAACUGAGAAGAGGAGAUCCAUUUACGGAUGUUUGUUUUUUGAAUUCUCCAAUUUUCAAACAGAAAAAGGACCCCGGACAACGCAGAUCUUCUAAAAAGCAUUCACUGUCCAAAUACAAUGAAGCUUUUGUUGGAUGUCGUUGAAAUUCAUCUUAUACCCUCUUGCUUGAAAAGAAUUGAUGGUGUUAUUGGGACAAGAGUAGGCAGAACUAUUAAUAUGAAAAGUUGUGCUAUAAAAAGCAUCAUAGUGCUUUAAAAACCUAUCGUCAAACAUUUGACAUUGAUUUUCUUUCCUAUUGUAGAUAAAUAACUGGUGUUACCCUCUUUAAAAGCUUAAAUAUAUUAUACUACCCAAAGCCCCUAGUUUAAAUGAAAAUUAUAUUUCCUGUAGUAAUUGUAGAGAAAAUGGUGGUGGUUAAUUAGACAAAUUAAAAUCUUUAAAUUAGUAACUUCAAAUAUCUUUGUUUUCCCUACUUACGGGGAAUCAUAACUGUGAAAUGUCUGAAAAGACAGGUAAACAAUCAUUCAAAACUCUUAAUUAUUCAAUUUCGUUACCUGCUAACAAUAAAAUUUCUGAUCACUUUGUAUGAUUUGAUCAGUUUGACUUUU